GAUGGUACUGGUGGUAUCCUAACCUAUUUUAUUUGGUGAAAGAAAUACGUCGAACGUCGGAGUCAGACGUUCAGUGAGAUCUGCACAGGGCUCAUCAGGGAGAUUAUUUCAAGAAACUCCACCUAUUUUUCUUCUCAAGCUUUGAAAAGCAAUUAAGCACAAUGGGAGAACGGAAGGGAACAAAUUUGUACUAUCCACCGGACUAUGAUCCCCGUGCCGGUGGCCUCAACAAGUUCCUGGGCACUCACGCGCUGCGUGAGCGAGCCCGCAAGAUCCACAUGGGAAUCUUGAUCAUACGAUUCGAGAUGCCCUACAAUAUAUGGUGCAACGGAUGCGGGAAUCACAUUGGCAUGGGUGUUAGAUACAACGCGGAGAAGAAGAAGAUCGGAAUGUACUACAGCACCCCGCUCUAUCAAUUUCGCAUGAAGUGUCAUCUCUGUGACAAUCACUUUGAAAUAAAAACAGAUCCUGCUAAUCUGGAUUAUGUCAUAGUGAGCGGUGCGAGACGUCAAGAGAAUCGAUGGGAUCCUAAACAGAAUGAGCAAGUGGUACCUGAGACGAAGGAAGUAUCGCGCAGAUUGUACGACGAUGCAAUGUACAAGUUGGAGCAUGGGAUGGAAGAUAAGAAAGUAGCGAAGUCUCGAGAUACAGCGCUGGAAAGUGCAAUAGCCUUGAAUGAGAGUGUCUGGAAGGAUGAUUACAGCUCGAACUGUGCUGUGAGAGCUUUAUUUCGGGAAAAGAAAAAGGAGCUCAAGAAGAAGCAAGCCGGAGAUCAUGCAUUGCUAAAAAAGACUGGAUUAGAUAUUGACUUGGUAAACGAACAUGAGGAUGACAUCAAACUGGCAAAAUUACUCGCUCACAAAAAAGAUGCAAGGAAAAAAGGUGGCACGGAAUUGAAACGGUUAGUCUCGAUUGUACGGUAUAAAAAUAGAAAAAAAAUAUCUUCUUCGAAUGACCGAUUGAAACUACAAAGCCAGGAAUCGCCAAAGGUACAGGAGGUAACAGAUAACGCUACUACCUCCAAAGCCAGUAGCUCGAGCACAUCUCUGGUCAAUUACGACAGUUCCAGCACCGAUAGUGACACUUAGAACUUUAGGUACCUAUCUCGUGGAAGUGAUAUGUACGGUAUAUAAUAUAUUUGUAAAUAAAAUGUUACAGAAACAAAAAACUAAGUUUUGCCACAAGAUGCACUAAUAUCAGGAAUAAGAUGCGGCACAAUACGUAACGAAAUACAAAAAGUAUUUUAAUAAAAAAUAUAUUUCUCGAGAA
This is a messenger RNA of Wasmannia auropunctata (little fire ant), 1269 nucleotides long. RefSeq names its product coiled-coil domain-containing protein 130 homolog. Gene Ontology annotation, cellular component: post-mRNA release spliceosomal complex; U2-type spliceosomal complex. Gene Ontology annotation, biological process: mRNA splicing, via spliceosome. The transcript has 5 exons. Lineage: Eukaryota; Metazoa; Arthropoda; Insecta; Hymenoptera; Formicidae. Bases 162 to 1088 code for a protein of 308 amino acids. The record is from RefSeq and is a predicted model, not a curated record.